AUGAUAGAUUCACUGAAAAAUUACCCCGAUUCAAUUUUAAAGGAAGUAAGAGACGCCACCAGAAACGAUGAAGAGCUGCAAGAAUUAUUGUCUGUAAUCAAGGAAGGAUGGCCUGAUCGCAAAGACAAAAUUCCGGAAGUAUUAAAGCCUUACUUCGAUUUUAGAGAUUCCAUGAGUUACCAAGACGGCAUCAUUCUAAAGGGAACUCGUAUACUGAUUCCUAGUAAACUACGAAAUUCCAUCAAAACGAAACUUCAUGUAGCUCAUCUUGGUUACGAUAGCAUGAUGCGACGAGCAAGAGAUGCAAUAUUUUGGCCGGGGAUGUCGAAAGAAAUAAAGCAAAUGGUCAAUUCAUGUGACAUUUGCCAGCAGUAUAAACCUCGAAAUCAGAAGGAAUCUUUGAUGGAUGUUGAUGACGGAGGCAGACCCUGGAAUAAAAUUGGAUUAGAUUUGUUUGAGAUUGUUGGAAGAAAUUAUUUAGUCAUUGUUGAUUAUUAUUCCUCAUUCACUGAAGUAGAGUUUCUAACGUCAACAACUUCAAAUCAUGUGAUAGCGAUAAUCAAGAAGAUGUUUGCUAGAUACGGUAUUCCUACCCAAUUAGUGUCCGAUGGAGGACCGCAAUUCAGCUCGUUUCAGUUUAAAGUUUUUGUUAAAGAGUGGGGUAUAGAGCACAGGAUGUCAUCUCCGGGACAUCCUCAAGGAAAUGGGAAGGCUGAAGCGGCAGUUAAAAUAGUAAAAAAUAUGAUGCAGAAGACGCAUGCAGAUGGUAAAGAUCAAUAUUUGGCGUUACUAGAGCUGAGAAAUACACCACGUCAAGACUCUAACUUGAGUCCAGCUCAGAUGAUGUUUGGACGUAAAUUACGGUCGAUAAUUCCUGAAAUUAUGAAAUAUUGA
Molecule: messenger RNA, 894 nt
Organism: Macrobrachium nipponense
Lineage: Eukaryota; Metazoa; Arthropoda; Malacostraca; Decapoda; Palaemonidae
Exons: 1
Coding region: 1-894 (297 amino acids)
Biological process (GO): DNA integration
Molecular function (GO): nucleic acid binding
Source: RefSeq, a predicted model, not a curated record